UUAAUGAAUUAAUCAUUCAACUGAGAUAUGCCUCGACAAUCGAUGUUAAAAUGUGCUCAAUUUACAGUACUCGUUUUUGCUCUGUUUGACUACAUAUCGGCUGUCAACAACCAUUAUGGAACAAUAUCAGUAGUAGGACCAGCUUUUGUGAACAGGGAGGUAACACUGAAAGCGACACCAUUCUACCCUUGGGGAUGUCACGUAGAGUGGAAAUACAUUAUUAACGGACAAACACAUGUUCGAGCAAUGGAUGAUGACUUUGCUACAAGAUAUUCGGAAGAUGAGUCAUUUUUUUUGAAAUGGAAGGCUACAGUUGCAUACAACAAAUCUGUCUUCUACGCCAGAUGUUCAACCAACACAACGAUUAAAACAAGCAUGGUAUCUUUAAAUAUUACAGAUAUUGUUGGACAAUGUGGAACUCUCGUGCUUUUAAACCAAGUUGUUCACGGCGCGGACAUCAAAUUAGGAUACUUUCCGUCUGACCUUUCUCUAUAUUACGAAACAUUUCUUACACGAACAUGGAAGAAGAACAGCGAAGAUAUAAAGCUACGCGAAAGUUAUUACGUAGAGGAAACAGUAUCUCCAUUUCUGUACACAUUAACGGUACCCAACUUUGAUAAAACAGAUGAGGGAUCUUAUACUUUAGAGUGCAGUCCAGCAGAAAUCACGGAUUACGUACAACUUUAUUUUCCAGAGCGACCGAGUUACCCAGUUCUCGGUCCAAAGUCCCCUGACUUUAAUACAACAGAAUGCAUUUAUGUUUAUGGAGGCUCCGACUUUUAUUGCAAAACUGAAAACGGGACAAAACCCGUACAUGUCGUACUUAAGCUGGACCAGAAUUUAUUUGUUCUUGCUGAAAGCAAAGAAAUCAAAGGGAUGUACCGAUUCCAUGACGUUUAUCAACAAAUGGCUGGACUGUCAAGACAGAAUGUGACAUGCCAAGUUUCAAAUGCAGCCCUUGAAACACCCUACGACGUGCAUGGCAUUCUCUGUAACGUAGAGAAAGGUAGCCCGCCCAUGUUAACAGUUCCUGAAUUCCUUGAUGGAGAAGGUUCGACAACAAUCUGUGAAGUGCAAAAUGCUAUCCCAGCUCCGGACAUAGAAAUACGCGUUGACACAAUUUUGCUAGCUGAUGUUCAACAAAUGGAUUCAUUUAAUAUAUCUUCUAAUACGUUUACAAGUCGUGCAAAGGCAAGAAAGACUAAUAAAAUGUGGAAUGGAAAACAAAUGUGUUGCACCAGGGAUAAUAAACAUGAUUUUGGUUUAACAGAAAUGUCAAUAUGCAUCCCCCGUCGGAUCUUUCCAUAUUCGUCAACAAAAUACAUAAAUAUAGCAACAAUGUUUCUGUCUGUUUUUUAA
This is a messenger RNA of Mya arenaria, 1359 nucleotides long. RefSeq lists its product as uncharacterized. The transcript is spliced from 6 exons. NCBI's taxonomy places the organism in Eukaryota, Metazoa, Mollusca, Bivalvia, Myida, Myidae. Bases 28 to 1359 code for a protein of 443 amino acids. The record is from RefSeq and is a predicted model, not a curated record.